Sorghum bicolor (sorghum) is the source of this 564-nucleotide messenger RNA. RefSeq lists its product as uncharacterized. Bases 51 to 395 code for a protein of 114 amino acids. The record is from RefSeq and is a predicted model, not a curated record. NCBI's taxonomy places the organism in Eukaryota, Viridiplantae, Streptophyta, Magnoliopsida, Poales, Poaceae. The transcript is spliced from 2 exons.
CGAUCGAGUGACCAUAUCGAUCUCUCUCCUCUUUGUUCGAUCGAUCAGCCAUGGCGCUUAGCUUCAAGAUGCUGGCCACCUCCCUCGUCGUCGCCGUCCUCCUCUUGGGCACCCCACAAGCUCGAGUAAUUUGCGCAUUGGAGGACGAUGAGGUGACGCCGAACGACGACAUGGUGCCGGAGCAGACGAAGCCGGCGGAGCAGGUGGUGGUGGCGAUCCCCGGCGGCGCCGGCACAAUAUUGGCGGGGUCGUCCAUCUGCCUGCAGUGCCGGUGCUGCUCCAAGUCGAGCCCUGGGACAUGCCAGACGACCACCUGCUCCUCCAGCUUCAAGUGCGAUCCCAGCGGCAAGUGCAAACUCGUGCAGGACAAAUGCGGCUGCGGCGGCGCCAAAUAGUCGGCCGGUCGCCGGCCGUCUAAUUGACCGGCAUGCAUGCAUCGGAUCGAUCGAUCGAUAUAUGGGAGUUUUAGGAUUUUGGCUAGCUAUAAUGAUCUUGGAUUGAACAUGCAGUCGACCAGUGCAGGGCACGAGUAGGAAUUGUCAAACUCCUUGUGUCUUUGUUCUA